AACCGGAAGCAGCUCAUGAUUUUGCUUGUUGUUUCUGGAAGGAUCGUAACUGUAAAGUAAAUCUAUUUGGAUCGAAGUUGUUGUUAGUUAUCAACCCAAACCAAAAUGGCACCUCCAAAGAAAAAUGCUGGUCCCAGCAAAUCAGAGUAUAAGGACAAAGAAAAACCGACACAGAUACGAUACAGUAACAUAGAAGCAGCAAAGGCUGUUGCAUCUGCCAUCAGAACUAGUCUUGGACCUCGUGGCAUGGAUAAAAUGAUCCAGGCCUCUAAUGGAGACGUGACAAUCACAAAUGACGGUGCCACAAUCCUCAAGCAGAUGCAAGUCCUCCAUCCAGCUGCUAAGAUGCUUGUUGAGCUGUCAAAGGCCCAGGAUGUUGAGGCUGGUGACGGCACCACCUCCGUCUGUGUCAUUGCCGGCAGUUUGCUGGAUGCCUGCCAAAAACUCCUCUCUAAAGGUAUCCAUCCCACCAGCAUAUCAGAGGCUUUCCAGAAAGCAUCAACCAAAUCCAUGGAGAUCCUAGAAGCAAUGACGAGUCCUCUUGACCUCAAUGACCGUGAAUCACUCCUCAAAGCAGCAUCCACAUCCCUAAACUCAAAGGUGGUUUCCCAGUAUUCCGGCAUCCUGUCUCCCAUAGCUGUGGACGCGGUCCUGCGAGUGGUUGACCCCGCUGUACAGGACAAUGUAGAUCUGAAUGACAUUAAAAUUAACAAAAAAUUAGGAGGAACAGUUGAGGACAUUGAGCUGAUUGAUGGGCUUGUGUUCGACCAGAGGACACAGGGUAUGGGCGGUCCCAACCGCGUGGAGAAGGCCAAGAUUGGGCUCAUACAGUUCUGCAUCUCGCCUCCAAAAACUGAUAUGGACAACAGCGUGGUGGUGUCAGACUACACACAGAUGGAUAAGGUUCUACGUGAGGAGCGUCAGUACAUCCUCAACAUUGUCAAACAAGUGAAGAAGGCCGGAUGUAACGUUCUCCUCAUACAGAAAUCCAUACUCAGAGAUGCUGUUAGUGAUUUAGCCCUUCAUUUCCUAGCUAAGAUGAAGAUAAUGGUCGUGAAAGAUGUUGAAAGAGAAGACGUAGAGUUUGUUUGCAAGAGCCUGAACUGCCGGCCUAUUGCCAGUCUUGACCACUUUGUCCCCGAAUCUCUCGGAUCAGCUGAACUGGUGGAGGAGGUACACACGGGAGCCAGCAAAAUUGUCAAGAUUACUGGUAUAUCAAACCCAGGACGAACAGUGACAGUUUUAAUCCGUGGAUCUAACAAGCUUGUCCUGGAGGAGGCGGAUCGAUCACUCCAUGAUGCUCUCUGUGUCAUCAGGUGUCUCGUCAAGAAGAGGGCCCUGAUUGCCGGAGGUGGAGCACCAGAGAUUGAGCUCUCCCUACAGCUGAUGGAGUAUGCCAACACCCUGUCUGGCAUGGAGCAAUACUGCUUCCGUGAGUUUGCCGAGGCCCUUGAGGUGAUUCCCUUCACCCUGGCCGAAAAUGCUGGGCUCAACCCCAUAGCCACUGUCACGGAACUGAGGAACCGACAUGCACAGGGGGAGAAAACUGCUGGCAUCAAUGUCAGAAAGGGAGCCAUUACGAACAUCUUGGAGGAGAAUGUUGUGCAGCCACUGCUUGUGUCCCAGUCCGCCAUACAUCUCGCCUCUGAGACUGUCCGCUCUAUCAUGAAGAUUGAUGAUAUCGUGAACUGUAUGUGAGGAUAGUUGAACCAUAAUCUGUCACAACCAACCCAGUCUCCUAGCUGCUCAUCAACGUUCAUCAACACUUAACAUUCAGACAUGCUGAGCUGAAGCUCUGGAUGGGACAGCUUGUCAUCUCAACAUUUCCUCAUUUCUUACAUACUCCUCAAGAGAUGGAUGUGUUCAGUGUUGGCUUAAUUCUAACUUAUAAUUUAUUAUCUGUGUGCGUUACAAUGACAUGUGCUAUGAAGAAUGACAUUUUUGAAACUGAAAGACAAGAAAGCAAAAGUGAACAAAUUUAAAGAAAUUUUGAGAAGUUUAAACGUACCGAUUAGCAAUUUUGAGCUAUUAUGUGUUUGCUUUGUAUGUGAUUUUUUUUAGAUUAAAUUAUACAAUUCUGUA
Molecule: messenger RNA, 2082 nt
Organism: Mya arenaria
Lineage: Eukaryota; Metazoa; Mollusca; Bivalvia; Myida; Myidae
Product: T-complex protein 1 subunit delta-like
Exons: 14
Coding region: 106-1698 (530 amino acids)
Biological process (GO): protein folding
Cellular component (GO): chaperonin-containing T-complex
Molecular function (GO): ATP hydrolysis activity; ATP-dependent protein folding chaperone; ATP binding
Source: RefSeq, a predicted model, not a curated record